Messenger RNA from Dissoconium aciculare CBS 342.82, 798 nucleotides. RefSeq lists its product as uncharacterized. The record is from RefSeq and is a predicted model, not a curated record. The transcript has 5 exons. Bases 1 to 798 code for a protein of 265 amino acids. Gene Ontology annotation, cellular component: Sec62/Sec63 complex. NCBI's taxonomy places the organism in Eukaryota, Fungi, Ascomycota, Dothideomycetes, Mycosphaerellales, Dissoconiaceae. Gene Ontology annotation, biological process: post-translational protein targeting to membrane, translocation.
AUGGUUUUCUGGAGCGGCCUCCUCCUCCCCGUCCUCUACCUGACGAUCCUCAUCGGCAGUCUCGCCACCUUCUCCUCGCUCUACCGGAGAAGACAAAUCGCCAAAGCCGCGCAACUCGAAAGUUGGUUCCCUCCCCACCGGGCGCGCGACCUCUAUCUCAGCCUGCUCCACAUCGACCCGGCCGAGGCCAGCAGCGAGAGCGAGCAGAAGAUCACCCAGGUCCCGGAUUCAUUACUGAAGGCAGCGCUGUUGCGCCGGGCGCUGGAGGAUAUCCGUCGGAUCGUCCAGUUGCGAGGGUCGAAACAGGCGUUGCAGAAUUUGGUCCAGAGGGGUUCGGUGGGCGAUGAGCUGUGGCAGCGAUUCCAGCGGGCGGAACAGGAGAUGGAGGCGGAGGUGAAGGAUGUUGCACAAGAGGCGGAAGCGCUCGUUCCCGGCUGGGGCCAGGUCAUCUUCCAAUCGGCCAACGAAUUCAACCAGCACAACUUGCUCCGUGAGCGGAUUUUCGAAUUGAAGGAUAAGAAGGAGGCGGACAUCGCAUGGUGGGCAGCGAGGAAAGCAGGAAUCCAAUCGGAGUUCAUGAAGGAGUUGGAGGAGGAAGAAUUGAAGAAGGCCCAAGGCGGGGAGGGGGAAUGCGCUUGCCAUCGGCCGUUUGGUUUUCCUGGGGGAUUUGCGCCGCCGCUGCGCCCAUCGGAGAACAGGGGUUUUCGGCUGAUUAUCACUGUGUCGACGGGCAGUGGCGGCGGCGGCGGCAAAUGUCCUGCACCUCGUGGACAACCUCGAGUAGUAGUGUCCCAAUGA